GACCGAGGAGGAGGUUCCCCAGGAGCCGGUGAGAAACAGAGUUGAGGGCACAGAAGACCCGCUCGGGGCUUCUGUGAGGGAAGGGCUGGGGCAAGGCUGCAAGAUGAAGGUUCUGUGGGCUGCGCUGGUGGUCGCGCUCCUGGCAGGAUGCUGGGCCGAUGUGGAGCCGGAGUCGCCGCUGGAGGAGAACCUGGAGCCCGAGCUGGAGCCCAAGCGGGAGCUGGAGCAGGAAGUGGAGCCCGAGGCCGGGUGGCAGGCUGGCCAGCCCUGGGAGCUGGCGCUGGCCCGCUUCUGGGAUUACCUGCGCUGGGUGCAGACGCUGUCUGACCAGGUGCAGGAGGAGGUGCUCAGCAACCAGGUCGCCCAGGAACUGACGACGCUGAUGGAGGAGACCAUGAAGGAGAUCAAGGCCUACAGGGCGGAGCUGGAGGAGCAGCUGGGCCCCAUGGCCUCGGAGACACAGGCCCGCGUGGCCAAGGAGCUGCAGGCGGCGCAGGCCCGGCUGCGCUCGGACAUGGAGGACGUGCGCACCCGCCUGACGCUGUACCGCGGCGAGGUGCAGGCCAUGCUGGGCCAGAGCACCGAGGAGGUGCGGGCGCGCUUCGCCUCGCACAUGCGCAAGCUGCGCAAGCGGGUGCUGCGGGACGCCGAGGACCUACAGAAGCGCCUGGCCGUGUACCGGGCCGGGGUGCGCGAGGGCGCAGAGCGCAGCGUGAGCACCAUCCGCGAGCGCCUCUGGCCGCUGCUGGAGCAGGCCCGCACGCGCCACGCCAAGGUGGACGCCCUGGCCACCCAGCCACUGCGCGAGCGCGUCAACGCCCUGGGCCAGCAGCUGCGCGGGCGGCUGGAGGAGGUGGGCAGCCGCGCCCGCAGCCACCUGGACGAGGUGCGCGAGCAGAUGGAGGAGGUGCAGGCCAAGAUGGAGGAGCAGGCCAACCAGAUGCGCCAGCAGGCCGAGGCCUUCCAGGCCCGCCUCAAGAGCUGGUUCGAGCCCCUGGUGGAAGACAUGCAGCGCCAGUGGGCCGUGCUGGUGGAGAAGGUGCAGGCGGCCGUGAGCACCAGCCCCACCACCCCGCCCGUGGAGACCAAAUGAGUACUCCGCGCGCGCACGCGCGCCGCCUGGUGGGGCCCGCCCCUGCCCGUGCCCCCUGCCUCCCCACCCCCCGACCCCAGCCUCCAGGAGGCGCUGUCCCGGCCCCAACCGGCCUCCUGGAGGGCCCUAGCUUAAUAAAGAUUCACCAAGCUCCACAGCA
Molecule: messenger RNA, 1253 nt
Organism: Odobenus rosmarus divergens (Pacific walrus)
Lineage: Eukaryota; Metazoa; Chordata; Mammalia; Carnivora; Odobenidae
Gene: APOE
Product: apolipoprotein E
Exons: 4
Coding region: 104-1093 (329 amino acids)
Biological process (GO): regulation of amyloid-beta clearance; negative regulation of neuron apoptotic process; lipid transport
Cellular component (GO): intermediate-density lipoprotein particle; extracellular region
Molecular function (GO): very-low-density lipoprotein particle receptor binding; amyloid-beta binding; lipid binding
Source: RefSeq, a predicted model, not a curated record